AUGGCGCUUAACAUUAUAAAUGAUGUACAUUCUUCUGUUGAAUACCCUUUCCGAGUUGGGGAGUUGGAGUACGCAGUAAUUGAUCUCAAUCCAAAGCCCAUGGAACCAAUCAUUUUAAUUGGGCGAAGUGGGACAGGGAAGACUACUUGCUGCUUGUAUAGACUUUGGAAGAAAUUCUAUUCAUACUGGGAAAAAUCCACCUUAGCAAAUGGUCCUCUGCUGGAGAGGCAAACAUGGCAGCAAAGACAGUGCAGUGAAGCUGAAAAAGCUAGUUUAGAGAAGGAAGAGAGAGAACUAAAACAGGACAGUGAUGAUUCAAGUGAGGAGCAGGUGAGUGACGAGCAAGACGAGGACAGUGAGGAUGAAAAGGUUCCUGCAGGCACAGCUGGUGCAGAAAUGAAUUCAUGUGAUGACCAUGAAGAAGACCAAAUGCAUAGCGCAGAAGAAUCAAACAGGCUGGAGCACCUGCACCAGAUCUUCGUGACAAAAAAUCCUGUCUUGUGCCAAGAAGUUCAGAAGAAUUUCAUUGAGCUUAGCAAGUCUUCCAAGGUAACCAGUCACUUCAAGGCUCUGGAGCCAAAUGUUCACAAGCUACAAGACAUUAAAGAUGAGAAUUUUCCGCUGUUUGUCACCUCCAAGCAGUUGUUGCUGUUACUGGAUGCAUCCAUGCCUGACCCAUUUUUUCCAAGAAACGAAGAUGGAAGCCUUAAAAGAACCAUUGUUGGUUGGAGUCCUCAGGAAGACUUGGUGGUACCAAACUGGCAAGAUGAGGAUGAAGAAGGUAAUAUUGAAGCAGAACAUGGUGAUGAUGAAGGAGCUGCAGAUGCAUAUUCUAGGGAAAGUGAUCCACGGACUUUUGUGACUUACAAUGUAUUUGCAAAUGAAAUAUGGCCAAAAAUGAUAAAAGGUAAAAGCUUGUACAAUCCAGCACUGGUUUGGAAAGAAAUAAAGUCAUUUCUGAAAGGCUCUUUUGAGGCACUGAGUUGCUCUGGGGGUAAACUUACUGAGGAGCAGUACAAAAAGCUAGGCCGAAAGAGAUCACCGAACUUCACAGAAGACAGGAGUGAAAUCUAUCACCUCUUUUGUCUUUAUCAGCAGAUACGAUCGCAGAGAGGUUACUUCGAUGAAGAAGAUUUGCUGUAUAAUUUAUCUCAAAGACUCUCAAAGCUCAGGGAGCUACCAUGGUCCAUCCAUGAGUUCUAUGGUGAUGAGAUACAGGAUUUCACCCAAGCUGAGCUAGCACUGUUGAUGAAAUGCAUCAAUGACCCUAAUGCCAUGUUUCUAACUGGUGACACUGCCCAGAGCAUAAUGAAAGGAGUUGCUUUUCGUUUUAGUGAUCUGAGGUCACUGUUUCAUUACGCAAGCAAGAACUCCAUGAACAAGAAGCAGCGUGUUAGAAAACCGAAAAGGAUAUAUCAGUUAUACCAGAACUACAGAUCCCAUUCAGGUAUUCUCCGUUUAGCAUCUGGAGUGGUUGAUUUGCUUCAGCAUUAUUUCCCGGAAUCUUUUGAUCGGCUUCCUAAGGACUGCGGUCUCUUUGAUGGACCAAAACCUACGGUCUUGGAGUCCUGCAGUGUCAGUGACCUAGCAAUUCUGCUGAGGGGCAACAAAAGGAAAACACAACCCAUUGAAUUUGGAGCACAUCAG
Fulmarus glacialis (Northern fulmar) is the source of this 1647-nucleotide messenger RNA. RefSeq names its product TPR and ankyrin repeat-containing protein 1-like. The annotation marks the transcript as partial. The record is from RefSeq and is a predicted model, not a curated record. The transcript is spliced from 2 exons. Gene Ontology annotation, molecular function: ATP binding. Lineage: Eukaryota; Metazoa; Chordata; Aves; Procellariiformes; Procellariidae.